Molecule: messenger RNA, 906 nt
Organism: Chara braunii
Lineage: Eukaryota; Viridiplantae; Streptophyta; Charophyceae; Charales; Characeae
Source: the annotation of a GenBank genome assembly
CGCGGGCGACGGUCGACGGUCGACGUUGUUAACCUCCCGUACAGAUAUACACAUAUAUAGAUAGCACGAACGACUUGUGUUGCGCACGGUUCCCUUCCGCUUGCUUAGAAAGGAGUGAAGGAGGUGAUAGGUAGGAGCUACUCUUGGACGCGGGACGGGACGGGACGGGACGGGACGGGACGGUGGGUUGGGUUGGGUUGGGUUGGGGUGUGUGGUAGCUUACCGUCGUCUUCUUUGUUGGGAAGUGCCGUAGAGGUCAAAGAUGGCGGAAGCGACGGAUCACGGUGCAGUUAUCGAGUUAAUUUCAAAGGAGGAUUUCGACAAGGUUCUCGAAAGAUCCAACAUCGAGGGCAAAGCGGUCAUCGUAGACUUCACAGCAGUGUGGUGUGGCCCAUGCCGCAGAAUUGGCCCUCUGAUCGUAGAACUGUCGAAGAAAUAUCCCAAUAUUAUAUUUGUCAAAGUGGACGUGGAUCACGCAGCGGAAUUGUGCGAAAUUUACAAAAUAGGUGCCAUGCCCACUUUCAUCCUUCUGAAACCUGGAGAGUCUCAGGUGGCAGACCCCAAGACACAGCUGGUUGUGGGUGCGGAUACCACCAAGCUGCAGAAGAUGGUCGAAUUGGCCUGUGCUGUUGCUAGCGCAUAGAAAAAACGUAGUAAAAACAGAGAGAAAUUUGACUCCGGGCAGAAAGGGACUGAGUGGGAGGCACGGUGCGGGGUUGAUGGGUAGGGGAGAGGGGGGAGUUGGAAGGUACACUAUCCUUGUCCAGUCCCAAUCACAUUUGCAUCUCCAAUCCAGUGUAAAAUUCUGCUACGAGGUGUUGUACAAUGUGUGUGUGUGUGUGUGUGUGUGUGUGAGAGAGAGAGAGAGGGGUAAAAGUUUUCAGGUAAUGAAUGUGUUUUGCUGAA